AUGACAAUUCUUCAGAAACUCUCAUCUAAAAUCCUCUACCUCUCUCUAUUUGCUAGACCCUUAACCUUCCACACGUCCUCCACAUAUGUAGUUCCUUCUGCCUUGUUGAGAUCCAAGAAAAUCGCCAAGCUUUCCACAGUCGAUGCAGACAAAGAUAAGAAGGAUAUCAUCGGAUUAUCUGAUAUCGAUGCUUGCUUGGCGGAAUGCAAGGUUCAGAUCGUAGAAGUUGUGUUAAGGCAGGAGCUCCAAGGAAUGGCAAGGACAGGUCCAUAUCCACCUGAGGCCCAUCCAAAUUAA
Molecule: messenger RNA, 297 nt
Organism: Eruca vesicaria subsp. sativa (arugula)
Lineage: Eukaryota; Viridiplantae; Streptophyta; Magnoliopsida; Brassicales; Brassicaceae
Source: the annotation of a GenBank genome assembly